AUGAAGCCAGGGAGUGGCAGCAGCAGCAGCAGCAAGAACAACAGCAGCAACAGCAGGAGCAGCAGCAGCAGCAGCAACGGCAGCAGCAGCAGCAGCAACAGCAGCAGCAGCAGCAGAAGCAACAGCAGCAGCAGCAGCAGCAGCGUCGGUGGCACCUGCUGCGGUGGAAGUGGCGCGGUGCUGCUUUACUUGCUGCUCGUGAGCUGUGUCUUCUUGUCAGCGCACCAGCAGCAGCAGCAGCAGCAGCAGACGGCAAGUCCACGGCUGCUGCUGCUGCUUCAGCAGCAGCAGCAGCAAGAGAAGCGAUUGCAACAGAACUCGCAGUCCCGGUGGCGCUGUCGCUGCACAACCACGUGGUCUAUGCUGCCAGCAGCAACAGCAGCAGCAGCAGCAGCAGUUGCUGCUGCUGCUGUAUGGGCCUCUACGCAGCAAAGUGGCUUAGCGUGCUGGUAGGGAGCAGUCUGCAGCAGCAGCUGCUGCUGCUGCGGUUUCAGGGUCUUUCUGCAGCAGCAGCGGAGCUGCUGGAGGAGCAGCAGCAGGAAGAAACCCCGGAGCCGUCCAGCAGCAGCAGCGGCGAAGCGAGCAGCAGCAGCAGCAGCAGUUUGUUCUCCAGCAGCAGCGCAGCAGCAGGAGAGAUUCUCCUGAGCCAAACUGAAGCAGCAGAAAUGCAGCGCCAUUUUGCUGCUCUUGAAAUGAUGGAAGUGGACGGCUGUACAGACGCCGCAGCAGCAGCGCCUCUCCCAGCUGUCUUCAUACUGCAGCAGCAAACCAGCAGCAGCAGCAGCAGCAGCAGCAGUGAAAGAGCAGCAGCGGGGGAGCCUUACGGGGCGGCGGAGCUGGCUGCUGCGCCCAAGGCAGCGACACAAGCGAUGCUGCGGCAGCAGCAACAGCAGCAGCAACAGCAGCAGCAACAGCAGCAGCAGGAGCAGCAAGAUCAGCCCGCGCCAUUCUCGCCAGAGAGCCUGAGGCAUCGAGUUGCUGCUGAAGUCCUACAGCGCCUGGUUGCCAAACCCAUAAGCAGCAGCAACAGCAGCAGCAGCAGCAGCAACAGCAGAGAGCUUCAAAGCAGCAGCGCACGAGACGUUCUUGCCCCGCCAACUGCCCACGAACCUGCUGCUAAAACCGCAGCAGCAGCAGCAGCAGCAAGAACAGCAGCAGCAGAAAGCUGGGUGGAUGCUCCUCCCGAAGUGGGCGCACCGAAGCCCCCAGACAGCAGGGGGACCAGCAGCAGCAGCAGCAGCAGCAGCAGCAGCAGCAGCAGCCCGCUAGGGCUUUGCUCGAAUUUGCAUUUGCUUCCAGCGUGGCUGAAGAGCCUCCCGGAGUUUGUCGACAGGCGCAUGCAGGCAGGGAGGUUGGGGGAGCUUCUAGCCUUCACCAAGAUUGUCCCUCAGGAAGUUUGCAAGCACUUCGGAUUUGAGCUGCGAGACAUUGUGCAGGUGCUGCUCGCAGUGCUGCUGCUGUUGCUGCCGGUUUGCUGCCUAGAACAGGAAGGAAACACCAUCUGGUCGGUCUCCAGAGAAUCCGCCGCUGCAGCAGCAGCAGCAGCAGCAGCAGAUGGAGCAGCAGCAGAAGAUGGGACAGUAGCAGCAGCAGCAGCAACAGCGGCAGCCACAGAAGUCACUUGCAUCUGGUUGAAUGGUGAAAAAGAAUCGGGACUUCCGUUUGAUUUGCUGCUGAAGCUUAAAAACUGCAGCGGCGGCAGCAGGAGCAGCAGCAGCAAAGAGCAGCAGCUUUUUAUAGAGGUUAAGGCUUCUCUCCUUGACACCUGGGAGUUUUGCCUAUCUUCUCAGCAGCUGCGAUUUGCUGCUGUGCACCAAUCGGACUUUGUGGUUUUGAUGGUCUCAUCGCUGCGCUCGGGGGCCCCCCGGUGGGCAGCAGCAAAUGGAAUUUCGAAGUGUCUCUUAAAAGCUGCAAAUGACAGCGAAGAAGGGGACUUGGAGCUGCUGAACGUGCGGUGUCGCUGCUGCCGGCCUUCCCAUUCCCUCGCCCAAAGCCGAGACCCUUCCUGA
This is a messenger RNA of Eimeria tenella, 2009 nucleotides long. RefSeq lists its product as uncharacterized. The transcript has 6 exons. NCBI's taxonomy places the organism in Eukaryota, Apicomplexa, Conoidasida, Eucoccidiorida, Eimeriidae. The record is from RefSeq and is a predicted model, not a curated record. The annotation marks the transcript as partial.